ACUUUACCAGAAGAGGGAGCUGUUAGCUACAGUAAGCAAGCAACGCUGGUUGUGAUGACCUCUAUAAAGGGAAUUUGAUCAGAAUCGAUGAUCAGACCUAACAGUGCUUCUAAUCUAAGCUCCAAAUUCACUAUAACAAUGGCGAGAAAGGGAGGCCCCAAAAUCACGCUGUUUCUUCUUUUCAUCUCAAUCAUAGCAUUUGGAGUGUUCGUUCCAGUCUUCGCUCCUCUCCCUUCUCUCUCCUCUUCCUCUCACUCUCAUCGUCACAGGAAGGUCUUCACAGCUAAUGCUCGAAGCUUUGAGAUAGCGGAUGACGUGUUCUGGAAGGAUGGUAAACCUUUCCGGAUCAUUGGUGGUGAUCUGCACUACUUUCGAAUACUUCCUGAGUAUUGGGAAGAUAGGCUUUUGAGAGCAAAGGCUCUGGGUUUGAAUACCAUCCAAACUUAUGUUCCUUGGAAUCUACAUGAACCACAACCUGGCAACUUGGUCUUCGAGGGUAUUGCUGAUCUAGUUUCUUUUCUCAAAAUCUGCCAAAAGCUGGAUUUCCUUGUUAUGCUUCGAGCUGGGCCUUAUAUUUGUGCAGAAUGGGAUUUAGGAGGUUUCCCUGCCUGGUUAUUAGCCAUAGAGCCUGCUCUCAAAUUGAGAUCAUCCGACCCUGCAUAUCUUAAAUUGGUAGACAAAUGGUGGGGAAUCCUACUACCAAAGGUAGCUCAUCUUCUUUAUAACAAUGGAGGUCCUAUUAUAAUGGUUCAGAUUGAAAAUGAAUUUGGUUCAUAUGGGGAUGACCAGUCUUAUCUUCAUCACCUAGUCAAAUUGGCUCGAGAACAUCUUGGGGAGAACAUAGUUCUGUAUACUACAGAUGGAGGAACUAGGGAAACUCUUGAGAAAGGAACAAUUCGUGGAGAUGCUGUCUUUUCCGCGGUUGAUUUCUCCACUGGUGAGGAUCCCUCACCUAUAUUCAAGUUACAGAAGGAAUUCAAUGCCCCAGGGAAAUCACCACCACUUUCUGCGGAAUUCUAUACAGGUUGGCUGACACACUGGGGAGAGGAUCUUCAGCAUACAGGUGCUGGGUUUACAGCGUCUGCCUUGGAAAAGAUUUUCUCACAAAAUGGUUCAGCUGUGCUUUAUAUGGCACACGGUGGAACAAAUUUUGGAUUUUAUAAUGGAGCAAAUACCAUUGCUGACGAGUCUGGUUACACUUACAAGCCUGAUAUCACUUCCUAUGAUUAUGAUGCACCAAUUAAGGAAUCUGGUGAUGUGGAUAACGCAAAAUUUAGAGCACUGAAGAGGGUUAUCGGGCGUCAUAGUGUGGCAUCACUUCCCUCAACUCCUCCUGAUAAUGAAAAGACAGGAUAUGGACCUAUUCGGUUACAGAAAACAGCAUUUUUAUUUGAUUUACUUGAUAUGAUUAAUCCUGCUGAUGUGGUUGAAUCCAGAAACCCAGUCUCAAUGGAGUCAGUGGGACAGGUUUUUAACAUGUUUGGAUUUCUAGUUUAUGUUUCUGAAUAUGCUUCAAAGGAUGAUGGAAACAUUUUGUUCAUACCAAAGGUGCAUGAUAGAGCUCAAGUGUUUGUAUUAUGCUCUUCUGAUGAUAAGGAGAGGAGGCCAACAUAUAUUGGUACAAUUGAAAGGUGGUCAAAUGAAAAACUGCUCCUUCCUAAUACCAAAUGUGCCUCUAACAUCAGCUUAAUAGUUUUGGUUGAAAACAUGGGCCGUGUAAAUUAUGGACAGUACAUGUUUGAUAGGAAGGGAAUUUUGUCUUCUGUUUAUCUGGAUGGAAGAAUUUUGGAUGGAUGGAAAAUGAUUACAAUUCCUCUUCACACCCUAAAUGAGGUGCCAAGAACUAAUCUUAUUACUCUGGUUGCACAUUCCAGAAUCGUUACAUCAUCAGCCCUCAGAAAAUUAGAAGACUCUGAGAGGGUUUCUAAAGAACCAGCAUUAUAUACGGCCCACUUUUCUAUAGAGAAAGACAACCAAGUUAAGGAUACAUUCAUAUCAUUCAGCGGCUGGGGUAAAGGAAUUGCAUUUGUAAAUGAUUUUAACAUUGGAAGAUACUGGCCGUCUUUUGGGCCACAGUGCACCCUCUAUGUCCCUGCUCCAAUCCUUCACCGUGGAGAAAAUGUUCUGGUCAUACUUGAGUUAGAAUCACAUCACCCUGAGCUUGUGGUAAAUUCAGUUGAUCAGCCAGACUUCACGUGUGGUUCAAGUAAAUCGAAUGUGCAUCAGCUUUAGCGACACAUUGUAAAUAUUUGACGUGCACUGUCGUUGGAAAAUGAGCAAGGUACAGCUGUACAGUUGAUCUCCAUAUCUGCAAUGUGGGACCUCUAGAGAUCAAGCCCAUGCAUGACCUUGUAACAGAGAUGUACUGUGGAACACAAGUUUUUGGCUGAGUGCGUAGAUUAGUAGAAAGAUGAAGUGUGAUGAGAAGGAAGUCAUUGGAACAUUGAAUUAUUAGUAGUGGCUGCAGUCCGUAUGAAUUGCCUUCUCUUGGAUAAAUCAUUCAAACAAUUUCAAUCACAUUGGCUCUUGUAUGAAGAAGCAUAAUGAUGACGUUUUCCUGGCACGAAAUUUACAUCUGAUAAUGCAAAUCAAAUUGCAUUUUCUUUUA
This is a messenger RNA of Manihot esculenta (cassava), 2608 nucleotides long. Its product is annotated as beta-galactosidase 17. Gene Ontology annotation, molecular function: beta-galactosidase activity. The transcript is spliced from 19 exons. Bases 88 to 2232 code for a protein of 714 amino acids. NCBI's taxonomy places the organism in Eukaryota, Viridiplantae, Streptophyta, Magnoliopsida, Malpighiales, Euphorbiaceae. The record is from RefSeq and is a predicted model, not a curated record. Gene Ontology annotation, biological process: carbohydrate metabolic process. Gene Ontology annotation, cellular component: vacuole.